GGCAGGCGCCACAGGAGGUUUGGCGGUGCCCGGCUCCCCGGCAGGACGAGCCCGGCGCUGCUGGCAUGGAGAGCGCGGCGGAGAUGGGCGCGGAGGCUGCGGGCAGCGCGCACGGCGCCGGGAUGCGCCUCCGCCAGGACCUGCGGAGGAUCCGCUGCGCGCUGCUGCUCUGCCUGCUGGCCGUGCUGCUGCUGAUGCUGCCCACAGCCUACCUGCUGCUCGGGAACCUGCGGGCGCCCAGCUCCUGCGGCAGCCAGGUCACCGAGGAGAGGGGCUCUCACUUUCUGAAGCAACGAGCAGUGGCUGCUGUUACAGACACACUUUCCAGCGCAGAGAAGCCACGAGCUCACCUGACAGUGAAGAAGCAGGACCUGGCCAGCACCGUGGGGAGCCACCUGCCCAUCCUGCAGUGGGAAGACAAGCGAGGCUUGGCCUUCACCAAGAACAACCUGAGUUAUUCCAGCAACGCCCUGGUGAUUCCUGUCUCUGGGGACUACUACGUGUACGCCCAGGUCACCUUCCGAGGGCCCGUUGAGAGCAGCCACAAGGCCAGCUCUGUCACUGAGAUCAUCACCAAGGUCACCGACAGCUACCCCGAGCCCACCCAGCUGCUGACGGGCACCAAGACCCUCAGUGAGAACGGCAAUGGUUGGUUCCAGCCCAUUUAUUUGGGCGCUGUUGUCUCCUUGGAGGUGGGAGACAAGCUGAUGGUCAACGUGAGUGACAUCAAGCUGGUGGAUUACACCAAGGAGCACAAAACUUUCUUUGGGGCAUUUCUGCUGUAGGGCUCUGGAAGCAGCUGGUGGGAGAUCCCUGCGGGGUCAUCGAGGCCAUCUUGAUGGAUUUUGGUUUUGUGGGCGCGUGUUGGGGUGAGAUCUCUGCUGUUUUCCUUCUUCUUCUUCUUCUUCUGUGCCAUCACUCCCCUGCAGCUUGCUAGAGCCUUAAUUU
Messenger RNA from Lonchura striata (white-rumped munia), 948 nucleotides. RefSeq names its product TNF superfamily member 15 (gene TNFSF15). Gene Ontology annotation, biological process: immune response. Lineage: Eukaryota; Metazoa; Chordata; Aves; Passeriformes; Estrildidae. Gene Ontology annotation, molecular function: tumor necrosis factor receptor binding. The record is from RefSeq and is a predicted model, not a curated record. Gene Ontology annotation, cellular component: membrane.